AUGGUAGAGACAUUGGAACAAGUUGAGCUUUGCAUCUUUCCUCUCAACACCUCCUGCAUAUCAACGCUGGUUUCUCCCAAAGCCACACUCAUCAAAACACUGUCGUACUACAUCGUUCUGCUGACUGUGUCACUCAACCUGUUGGUGGUCAUCUCCAUCUCUCAUUUCAGGCAGCUUCACACCACCACCAAUGUCUUCCUCCUCUCCCUGGCUGUGUCUGACUUGCUUGUGGGUCUUACAGUGAUGCCAACUGAAAUCGUCAUCCAUCAGUCCUGUUGGUUUCCAGGUAAAAUCACAUGUGAUGUCUUUUUGUUUUUGAGCUUUAUCCUCACCUCUUCCUCUGUUGGAAGCAUGGUGCUCAUAUCAGUGGACCGUUAUGUGGCUAUUUGUGUUCCUCUGCACUAUUCUUCCAUGAUAACAACGAAAAGAGCUAAAAUCUGUGUGUCUUUGUGUUGGCUCUGUUCCGUUAUCUAUAACUUCAUAAUCCUGAAAGAUAACAUGUCCCAAAAAUAUAUGUUCAAUCCCUGCUCCCAAGAAUGUACAGUUUUCAUAAGCUCCAUAUCAUGGAUAGUAGACUUUAUUGUCACUUUUUUUGGCCCUGUUACUGUUAUCAUUGUUCUCUAUAUGAGAGUGUUUGUGGUGGCUGUGUCACAGGCACGUGUUAUGCGGUCUCAAAUUGUAGCUGUCAAAUCAAGAACUCUGAUUGUAGUUGCAAGGAAAUCUGAGAUGAAGGCUGCUAGAGCUCUUGGCAUUGUCCUACUUGUGUUUAUAGUUUGUCUGUGUCCGUUGUACUGUCCUUUUUUAGCAGGAGAGGACAGUACAUUUGAUGGUUCAUCUGCUCAAAGUUGGAUAUUUUCUUGUAACUCUACUUUAAAUCCUCUAAUUUAUGCCUUUUUCUACCCAUGGUUUAGAAAAUCCAUUAAAAUCAUUGUCAGCUUUCAAAUACUGCAACCAGGUUCCUGUGAGGUCAAGAUAUUAUAG
Messenger RNA from Scomber japonicus (chub mackerel), 981 nucleotides. Its product is annotated as trace amine-associated receptor 13c-like. The transcript has 2 exons. Gene Ontology annotation, molecular function: trace-amine receptor activity. The record is from RefSeq and is a predicted model, not a curated record. Gene Ontology annotation, biological process: G protein-coupled receptor signaling pathway. Bases 1 to 981 code for a protein of 326 amino acids. NCBI's taxonomy places the organism in Eukaryota, Metazoa, Chordata, Actinopteri, Scombriformes, Scombridae. Gene Ontology annotation, cellular component: membrane.